CGUCGACGAGAGGCUGGGAGGUCGAAGCUCCGGAUUCGCCAUUUUGGAUGCAUAUUGUGGGACGCGUGGGCGUGAGCCAUCCGGGGAAACACAUCACGUCCGCGGGGAUCUUCUCAUUUUACCCCCGUGCCCCUACGUGUAAACAAAAAGUGUGAUUGGCAAUGGACGUGGGAGCGCGCAGAUGGCGCGAUGCGGCAUCGUGGGUGCUUUAAAAGGGUUGCGUCCAGAUGGAGGAGGAGCCGGUCCCGCAGGAUAGGAAGCUUCUCUCCCUUCACUUAUCCCUCUUCCCUCUCUUGCGAUUGAGUGAUUUAAGUGACAGCCACCAUGAUCCCAACACUUCCAGUCCUGCUGGUAUCCAUCCUGGGGCUCGGCAUCGCUUCUGCAGCACCUCAGAAUGGCCAGAAGGGCGGGUUCAGCGAUGGUCAGCCAAACGAUGGCAAUGGCAAAGGAGGGCCGCUUCUUGGAGGAACGAACAGGGCGCUCGACCUGCAGAAUCCAGACAAUCUCGGCCAGCAGCCUACCGACAAUGGUGUCGUGCCGAACGUGAAGUGGAGCUUCUCCGACUCCAAGACGCGUCUCCUCAAGGGUGGCUGGGUCAGGGAGCAGGUCAUCACAGAUCUCCCCUCGAGCCACGACAUUGCAGGCGCUCAACAGCAUCUCGUCAAAGGCGCCGUUCGUGAACUCCACUGGCAUCGUGUUGCCGAGUGGGGAAUUGUCUACGCCGGAAGGGUGCUUAUCAGCGCUGUCGACGAGUUCGGCCGAUACCAGGUCGAGGAGCUCGGCUAUGGCGACAUCUGGUACUUCCCCAAGGGCGCGGCACACACAAUCCAGGGGCUGGACGAGGAGAAUGAGUAUCUCUUGGUCUUCGACGAGGCCGACUUUGACAAGAUUGGCACGACUUUCAUGGUUGACGAUUGGAUUGCCCACACCCCGCGCCAUAUCCUCGCCAAGAACUUCGGCGUGGACCCGUCUGUCUUCGACAAUGUCCCUGCUCCAAACCCGUACAUUUUCAACGGGACGGUCAGCACUCGGAAUGUCACCGACGGACCGGCUGGCACCCUCUCAGGGGACAGCUCCUACGUCUACCGCACCCUUCAGCACCCUCCUGAGAAGGUGCCCGGCGGAGGUGGCGAGUUCCGGAAGAUUGACUCGACCAACUUCCCCAUCAGCAAGACCCUUGCGGCAACCUUUGUGACGCUCAAGCCUGGUGGCCUCCGAGAGCUCCAUUGGCAUCCGAACGCUGAGGAGUGGCUUUACUUCCACCAGGGUCAUGCUAGGGCCACCGUCUUCAUCGGCAACAGUGCUGCGCGGACCUUUGACUUCACCGCUGGCGAUACUGCUGCGUUCCCGGAUAACUCAGGGCACUACAUUGAGAACACCUCCGACACCGAGGACCUUGUCUGGAUCGAGAUCUACAAGUCCGACAGGGUGGCUGACAUUCCAUUGACCCAGUGGCUGGCCCUGACUCCGGCGGAUCUCGUUGCGCAGACACUGAAGGUGCCAAUCAGCUUCGCGGAGCAGUUGAAGAAGGACAAGCAGGUUUUGGUUGCCUGA
Molecule: messenger RNA, 1554 nt
Organism: Phialemonium atrogriseum
Lineage: Eukaryota; Fungi; Ascomycota; Sordariomycetes; Cephalothecales; Cephalothecaceae
Product: Bicupin, oxalate decarboxylase/oxidase
Exons: 6
Coding region: 325-1554 (409 amino acids)
Biological process (GO): oxalate metabolic process
Cellular component (GO): outer membrane-bounded periplasmic space
Source: RefSeq, a predicted model, not a curated record